CGGAGAAUCCGGGCCGCGCUUCCUCUCGCCAGGCCUGUGAGCUUCCUCCUAGCAGAGCCCCGGGCGAGCUGAGCUUGGCCGCCGCCGCCGAGCCCGCUGCCGCCCUCCCGUUCCCGCCCCACCCCGCACCCUGUCCGGGGGUCCUGCCGGGGUGGGGUCCGAGUGGGGCGACCACCCGGCCGCGCCGCCGUCGGGACAGUCCCCCGGCCAGCGGUCCCUCCCGCCCCAGCCAGCCUGUGGCCGCGGGAGCCUGCGGGGCGUGGAGCGCGGGGAGCCCCCCGCGUCCUGGGCGGCCCCCGGCAGCCGGCGCGACGUUCCAAAAUCAAACCUUGGUGGCGGCGUUCGGAAGCGGAACUCUGCCGGGGCCGCGCCGGCUACAUUGUUUCCUCCCCCGAUUCCCUCUCGCCCUCCUUCCCCCGCCUUUCUUCCCUCCCCGACCCUGGCCGCGCGGCUGCCCCCUGUGUCCGCCUGGCCGUCCCUCCUUCCCCUCUCUUCGCACCCAUAUCUCUUUGUACCGCAUCCUCGGGGGACCCCUGCGCCCCUCCCCUCUCCCCUGGCGGCAUGGACCGUCCUGCAGGCCGCUAAUGCUGCCCAAAGCGAGGUGGCCCGGACCGCAGUGCCCCAAGAGAGGCACUGGCACUCAGAGGUCUUCUCCCACUGCCUGGCCUGGGAUAAGUCAUGUUUGUGACCAUGCUCUCAUGGUACCAAGUGACAGGGCAGCCUUCCUGUGACACGGGACGCCAGAUCUUCUGAGAAGAUGUCGGCAAUACAGGCCGCCUGGCCAUCCGGUACAGAAUGUAUUGCCAAGUACAACUUCCAAGGCACAGCCGAACAGGACCUUCCUUUCUGCAAGGGAGACGUGCUCACCAUUGUGGCCGUCACCAAGGACCCCAACUGGUACAAAGCCAAGAACAAGGUGGGCCGUGAGGGCAUCAUCCCAGCCAACUACGUCCAGAAGCGGGAGGGCGUGAAGGCCGGCACCAAACUCAGCCUCAUGCCCUGGUUCCAUGGCAAAAUCACACGGGAGCAGGCGGAGCGGCUUCUGUGCCCGCCAGAGACAGGCCUGUUCCUGGUGCGGGAGAGCACCAACUACCCCGGGGACUACACGCUGUGUGUGAGCUGCGACGGCAAGGUGGAGCACUACCGCAUCAUGUACCACGCUAGCAAGCUCAGCAUCGAUGAGGAGGUCUACUUCGAGAACCUCAUGCAGCUGGUGGAGCACUACACCUCUGAUGCAGAUGGCCUCUGCACUCGGCUCAUCAAACCAAAGGUCAUGGAGGGCACAGUGGCAGCCCAGGACGAGUUCUUCCGCAGUGAGUGGCACCCCACCCUAGUCCUCACUUGCCUAUCCGCCUCCUGCUACUCAGGCUUCUUGGCAUUGCCCCAUUCCAGAGGCUCUGGAGACCUCCAGGGGUCUGCACACAUUAUAGUCCAGUCGGCAACUGUCACCCCUGCUGUGACUCUGCUCCAGCUCAGCGCCUCUCACUAUACCCCUCCCCUUCCCCCAGGUGGCUGGGCGCUGAAUAUGAAGGACCUGAAGCUGCUGCAAACCAUUGGGAAGGGGGAGUUUGGAGAUGUGAUGCUGGGCGAUUACCGAGGGAACAAAGUUGCUGUCAAGUGCAUUAAGAAUGACGCCACUGCCCAGGCCUUCCUGGCUGAAGCGUCGGUCAUGACGCAACUUCGGCAUAGCAACCUGGUACAGCUACUGGGCGUGAUUGUGGAGGAGAAGGGCGGGCUCUACAUCGUAACUGAGUACAUGGCCAAGGGGAGCCUGGUGGACUAUCUGCGGUCACGGGGUCGGUCGGUGCUGGGCGGAGACUGUCUUCUCAAGUUCUCACUAGAUGUCUGCGAGGCUAUGGAAUAUCUGGAGGGCAACAACUUUGUACACCGGGACCUGGCUGCCCGCAACGUGCUGGUGUCUGAAGACAAUGUGGCCAAGGUCAGCGACUUCGGCCUCACCAAGGAGGCCUCCAGCACCCAGGACACGGGCAAGCUGCCAGUCAAGUGGACAGCCCCCGAGGCCCUGAGAGAGAAGAAAUUCUCCACCAAGUCUGACGUGUGGAGUUUCGGAAUCCUUCUCUGGGAAAUCUACUCCUUUGGGCGAGUGCCUUAUCCAAGAAUUCCACUGAAGGAUGUUGUCCCUCGGGUGGAGAAGGGCUACAAGAUGGAUGCCCCCGACGGCUGCCCGCCUGCAGUCUACGAGGUCAUGAAGAACUGCUGGCAGCUGGACGCCACCACGCGGCCCUCCUUCCUGCAGCUCCGUGAGCAGCUUGAGCACAUCAAAGCGCAUGAGCUGCACCUGUGACGGCAGCCCUUGCCCAGGCCGUGGGCCUGUGGGGACUGAACCUGGACAGACUGUGGACCUAGUGCCCCACCUGCUGGGCCCAAGCCAGAACUGAGUCCAGUGGGCCUUUCCUAUAUCCCAGUCUGCGCCCUGCUGGCCCCCCAGGGACUCCACCUAGGCCUGGCACCUUCUCUCAUGGACCCACCUGUGGGGAUUUGGGGAGCCCCACUCAGGGGCCAAGCAGGGAAGAGGCUGAGGAGCGGGAGGCAGAUGCCCCCGCUGUGGUCAGGUUUUUCCUGGCCUCCCAUCUCUCACCUUCCUAGAGUUUUAUUCCUGUCCUUUUUUGAGAUUUUUUUCUGUGUGUUUAUUUUUUAUUAUUUUUCAAGAUAAGGAGAAAGAAAGUACCCAGCAAAUGGGCAUUUUACAAGAAGUACGAAUCUUAUUUUUCUUGUCCUGCCCACGAGGGUUGGGGAGACCCAUCGCCCCAGCUUUGUUCCCCACUCCAUGUUCCGUGUCGCCUCGGUCGCCCCGUGUUUGCACUUGACCGUGUUGCACUGUUUGCAUGCGCCCGAGGCGGACGUCUGUCAGAGGCUUGGAGCUCGUGUGUGCUGCCGCCUGCCUUCCGAGAUGGAAUUGUAAUAAACCACUCCAUAGGACACCG
Molecule: messenger RNA, 2945 nt
Organism: Hipposideros armiger (great roundleaf bat)
Lineage: Eukaryota; Metazoa; Chordata; Mammalia; Chiroptera; Hipposideridae
Gene: CSK
Product: C-terminal Src kinase
Exons: 13
Coding region: 758-2305 (515 amino acids)
Biological process (GO): protein phosphorylation
Molecular function (GO): protein binding; protein tyrosine kinase activity; ATP binding
Source: RefSeq, a predicted model, not a curated record